This is a messenger RNA of Caenorhabditis briggsae, 525 nucleotides long. The record is from RefSeq and is a predicted model, not a curated record. Bases 1 to 525 code for a protein of 174 amino acids. Lineage: Eukaryota; Metazoa; Nematoda; Chromadorea; Rhabditida; Rhabditidae. The transcript is spliced from 4 exons.
AUGGAUAAACCAAUCAACAUCGGUCCAGAUGGGAGCCGGGUCCAAACUCCAGACGACCAACAUCAUGAUGCCGAAAACAUGUAUAGCCGCAUCCGCAAACGUCGCGCGAACGAAACCUGCGAGUCGUAUUUGAACGAUGUACAAGAUCAUGACGCAGAUAACAUAUAUGAACGAAUCUAUAAGCGUCCCUCGAGAGGAAUUACCAAGUCGUCUACUACAAACGACAAACGUCACAACAAAAAGCGUCCGGCUGUGAACCGUUCCGAAUGGACCUGGAUACCUGGACAUCUUCCUGAAAUUCCGCAGACAAGAUUCCCGAAGGGUGUUCCUCAAGGACCAAAAAGAAUUCCAUCUUAUACAGUUGAAGAUCUAGAUAAAGAAUGGUCGAGAAAGGAGCUUCCUAGUCGACAGAGUGGAAGAUAUGCUCAAUACGACCCGGAAUCUUAUUUCGAGCGAGAGCUUUUAAAAGAAACAAAUUGGAAGAAGUUUCUGAAAGAAGAAAAAGCGGCCCGAAAAUCGCAAUAA